This is a messenger RNA of Paramecium tetraurelia, 189 nucleotides long. RefSeq lists its product as uncharacterized. The record is from RefSeq and is a predicted model, not a curated record. Lineage: Eukaryota; Ciliophora; Oligohymenophorea; Peniculida; Parameciidae. The transcript has a single exon.
AUGACAAUUUUCAUUUACUUGACAUAUCCUGUACUUUUUGUCUUCUCUUAAAUCACUUUAGGUUUUGGAAUCGCAACCUAUUUGCUAUUAUUCAAAUCAAUCGAAUUAGAAUCAUUAAAGAUAAAAUUUAAGAUUUUCUAUCAUGAUUCUCAUAGUUUGGUUAUUACUGUAUUUGAAUUUUAAUUUUGA